This is a messenger RNA of Branchiostoma belcheri (Belcher's lancelet), 5043 nucleotides long. Its product is annotated as TBC1 domain family member 9B-like. The transcript has 9 exons. The coding region runs from base 154 to 4860 and encodes 1568 amino acids. Lineage: Eukaryota; Metazoa; Chordata; Leptocardii; Amphioxiformes; Branchiostomatidae. Gene Ontology annotation, molecular function: calcium ion binding. The record is from RefSeq and is a predicted model, not a curated record.
CGGACCUGCGCAGUGGCCUUCAUCCGGGAGAUUUCAAGAUGGCCGUCAAAAUAUAGUCGUCGACAGAAUUUUGUUGACUUUUGGCAAAUAUUAGAUAAUUUCCGCAAAAAUGCGACUGUUUUAGACUGACAGGAGUCAGAAAAGGGAAACAAGAUGUGGGUGAAGCCAGAAGAAGUCCUCCUGGCGAACGCCCUCUGGGUGACGGAGCGGGCAAACCCGUUUUUUCUGCUCCAGCGCAGAAAAGGCCACGGAGGUGGCGGGCUAACAGGGCUCCUGGUUGGAACCCUUGAUACUGUACUUGAUAACAACACUGCUCCUUACAGGAUCUUACACCAGACGCCCACAUCCGAGGUCUACUGGACUGUCGCUUGUGCUAAGUCUAAAAAGGACGUCUUCAAGGACUGGGAAUGGCUGGAGCAAAACUUGAUGCAGAUUCUGGGAGAGUUCGAGGCCGAAGAGGACGUCACGGAAUUUGUCCGGUGCAAGAUCGAGAGUUUGCUGGCAAACGAUGUGGACGAGGAGAGCAGCAAGGAGGACAACGACACCAAACGCUUCCGGGAGGCGUCCGCCAAGUUCCAGAAGCUCUUCAGCAUGCCGGAGGAGGAGAAGCUGGUGAACUACUACUCCUGUAGCUACUGGAAGGGGAGGGUGCCGCGGCAGGGUUGGAUCUACCUUAGCAUCAACCACCUGUGCUUCUACUCGUUCCUGAUGGGGAAGGAGGCGAAACUGAUCGUCCGCUGGACGGAUGUGACCCAGCUGGACCGCAGCAACAGUAUGGUUCUGCCGGAGGGCAUCAAGGUGUGCACGCGGGACGGGGCGCACCACUUCUCGAUGUUCGUGCACCCGAACGAGACCUACGCUCUGAUGGAACAGUUGGCUGACAUGGCCAUGAGGCAACUGCUGUCAGAGGAGGGCUUCGAGGAGGACCGCGAGCUGCCGCGACGGCUCAAGAAGCUCACACCGAAGAAGGUUUCGCUGCUGAAGAGGGACCUGGAUGCCCGGGCGAAGAGCGAGGCCUACAGAACUCUGUUCCGGCUCCCACUGACCGAGAAGCUCGACGGGCGCACGGAGUGCACGCUGUGGACGCCGUACAACAAGCGGCACAUCUGGGGGAUGCUCUACGUCUCCCCUAAUUACCUCUGCUUCAUGAGCCGCGUCGCUAACGAGGUCUCCCUCGUUAUCCCCCUUCGUGACGUCUCCCUCGUCGAGAAGAUCGAGAACUCCAACAGCCUGCUCCCGAACGCCGUGCACAUCUCUACCAAGAGCAAGACGACGUUCCUCUUCGCCCAGCUGGCCGACCGAGACUUCCUGGUGGAGAGGAUAUCGGAUUUCCUCUCGCAGACCGUCCACCGACAGUACAGCUCAGAUAGCGUCAGCAUCAACAGUAGCGGGAGCGGCGGGUCGGGAGCACGUUUGUCUGUGAGUUACAGCGACGGCAAUGGCGGCGACAAGGAGUCUGCCACAGGUUCUGACAGGAUCAGUGUCAGCCUUGGGAGCUCUCUCGGAGCGGAGAAGACAAGCAUGAGCAGCUCACCUGCCGCCAACCAGCCUCUCACGAUGGUGUUCUGCAGGAGGAACUCGAACGAAAUCCCGCCCAAGGAGAAGAUCAAGGAACACCUGUGGGAGAUCCACUUCGCCGAGUACGGGAGGGGGGUGUCCAUGUAUCGCACGAUCAAGACGCAUGAGCUGGUGUUGCAAGGCAUCCCGGAUAGCCUGAGGGGGGAGCUGUGGCUGCUGUUUUCCGGCGCCAUCAACGAGCUGCAGACACACCCGGGCUACUACCAGUCCCUCGUCGAGCAGAGUUUGGGGAAGUACACUAUCGCCACGGACGAGAUCGAGCGGGACUUGCACCGCUCGCUCCCCGAGCACCCGGCGUUCCAGUCCGACAUCGGGAUCGCGGCGCUGCGGCGCGUGCUCACGGCUUACGCCUUCCGUAACCCCAACAUCGGCUACUGCCAGGCCAUGAACAUCGUCACCUCGGUCCUCCUGCUCUACGCCUCGGAAGAAGAGGCCUUCUGGCUGCUCGUGGCCCUCUGCGAGAGGCUCCUACCUGACUACUACAACACGAAGGUUGUCGGAGCGUUAGUGGACCAGGGCGUUUUCGAGGACUUAACACAAGAGUACCUCCCACAGCUGUACGACCGGUUAGACGAGCUGGGUGUGAUCAGCAUGAUCUCACUCUCCUGGUUCCUCACCCUGUUCCUCAGCGUCAUGCCUUUUAACAGCGCGGUCAGCAUCAUGGACGUGUUUUUCUUCGACGGCGCUCGAGUCAUCUUCCAGCUGGCUCUCACCAUCCUAGACAACAACACCACAAGCCUGCUAGACUGCAGGGAUGACGGAGAGGCCAUGCAGGCGCUGGGGGAAUAUCUCGACAACGUGACCAACCGGGACUCGACGUUCCCUUCCAUCUCGAGCAGCAAUUUCGCCUCAAAGUCGCACGAGUCAUCCGUUGACGUGGGCGACCUCAUCAAGGAGUCGUACCAGAAGUACUACUGGAUCGCUUCGGACACCAUCGACAAGAUGCGCUUCAAGCACCGCCUGAAGGUGAUCCAGGGACUGGAGGACAGCAACAAGAGGAACAUCGUGCGCAGCGUCAGCUCGGACGUACCCUUCUCGAACGAAGAGAUGGAGGAGCUCUACGACAUCUUUAAAGAGGAGUACCUCAGCGCGUGUUACUGGGGGGCGGGCGUGUACAGCGAUCCGUGGGAGAAACUCGACCCGUCGAUCCCGUUCUACAUGCAGCUGAAGGUGAACUUCGAGCAGUUCAAGACGCUAUUCCUGGCGCUGUCCCCGUGGGGUGUCGGCAUGCACGCGGACGCCAUGGCCCUGCGCGCCUUCCGCGUCAUGGACGUCAACUCGGACGGGAUGGUCAACUUCAAGGAGUUCGCCUGGUGCCUGUACAUGAUGUGUAAGGCGGAGCUUCCGGACAGGCUGAAGCUGAUCUAUCGUCUCCACAUUCCGCCUGCGCUGCUACCGACCGACCACCAGGACCAGGAGGAGGAGGAAGAACAGGAGAGAGAUCCGGACUUCAUCUCUCCGGAGGCGGAACCCGCGCUGGAAGCAACAUCGUACUUCGAGGAAGACCUGUCGCCUCUGCACCUCCCAGGGAACCUUCCCAGACACGUGCAAGUCGUAGAGAGCUUGUCAUCAACCCCCGCAAGCGAGGACACCCCUCCACGCAACUCUACGCCGGAUCUGGAGAAGGAUAACGGAGCAUCGAGUGACUCCCAGUUUGAGGAAAUCAGCAUGCCAGAUUCUACGGAGAACCAGGACAGCUCGUCAGACAAAGAAGGAUCCCAGGAGAUCGUGUCCGAAUCCAAAACCAUACCAAAAACUGAACAGCAGGCUAAGACAGAUCCACCUAAACAAGCGCAGCCAAGUAAAACCACUGAUGAUAGCAGCACAGAUGAGAACGCAUCAUCCGAAAAGCUCCACACGGCGCUCAAGACGAAAACUGCAGACUACAGGCUGAGCUUUGUGGAGGACGACGAGGACUAUGACUUCUGCACGGAACUGGAGGACACCAAACCAAAAACACGGGACGACGAUAAGAAAGCUGUUCAGCACCAAGGAGAGGUCACGGCAGAAAAUGCUGUCCAGGACAGCACUGCUAGAAGAACAGAAGGUGCUGCCCAGGACAGCAAAGACGGCACAGCAGAGGGAAGUGAUGUGCCGGUGGACAGCAGUGACAGCACAUCGUGGGAGUUGGAGGGCGACGUCAAUGUCAAAUCACUUGAGGACAGCAUGCAACAGGUUUCCAUAGCAACAGAAGAACCAGCACCAAUCCCAGCAUCCUCCUCUGCUGACCCGCAGCCUGAGUCUGGGUUACCUGAGGUCGUUGCCCCCCAGUGUUCCGGUGUUGCCAUGGAGAAGGAGGAGGAUGUGUUUGGGGAGGACGGGUCGACUGUGCUGAUGCAGCCUGCUGAGGAGGGGCAGGCAAGCACACACAGUACUCCUGUCAGGAAAGCCCCAGGUAAGCAGCUGAGCUCCGGAGGAGAGAGCGACAUCCACCGUUUCCUGAGGAAGUACAGACGGGAGAAGGAAGCUCUCAACAUCGGCGUCAAGGACAUUCCCAGAAUGGACCAGCCCCAGUUCAUCCAGCUGUGGAAGACAUUCUACGACAUUUUCCGUGAGGAUGAACACGAGCAGGAGUUGUACCACGCCAUCGCGACUGUCGGGAAGCUGCUGCUGGAGCUCGGGGAAGUCGGGAGGUACUUCACGGGGAGCGAGAACAACUCUCCGCUAAACUCUCCAACUGCCGCAGCCAAAGCAGUUGAAGAAUCCAUUCCAACAAAAGAGGUGACUACAGCAGAGCCUCCUAGCAGCAAGCCCGGUACUGCAGACAGCGCGCCUGGGCAAGUCGACGCAUCGGACAACAAGGCUACAGAAGAUGGCGCACAGAAAAGCAGGGGGACAGAGGACACCCCCGCCAAGACAGAGGCAGUGGAAGAGUCCACCCGUAACCAGGCAACAGACAAGACGUCCCCCGAUAGUGCAAUAGCGAUGGUUAGCGAGGAAAGCGUCUCCUCGGGUCUCUCCGGCCUGAGCGCAACAAGCACCCAGGUCUCCGACAUCUCCCACGAUUCCAUAGGGCAGGGGCCAGAGGUCAAACAGAAGGUCAGAGGUCAUCAGCUGACCCCACAGGGGUCAAAGGAGUUGCCGACCUCCCCGUGCGGCGAUUGGUCGAUCACGUUUGAACAGUUUCUGGCCUCGAUGCUCACGGAGUCGGAGCUAGUGAGGUAUUUUGAGACGCCGGUGGACGUUUUUGCGGUUGUCGAUAGAUACAGGAAGAGGAAAAUGAUAGAGAGGCAGUUCAGUACUUCCAGUUUUUCAAGUCAGAGCGGGUCACAAACGUUGUAGGUUAUAGUAGGAUUUAAAAAAAGACAGAAUUUUCUUAGAAGGGAUAGACUCUGUAUUGGUGUGCUGCAAGCUUCUACCAUAGACUGAAAGGGAGGACAACAUAGCAAAAACAAAACAUCAUUCAGCUUAUUUUGUUCUCUAAAGUGGUCAAAGAAGCAAAGCAAUUCUAGGCAAUUUUCUACA